Molecule: messenger RNA, 2204 nt
Organism: Umbelopsis ramanniana AG
Lineage: Eukaryota; Fungi; Mucoromycota; Umbelopsidomycetes; Umbelopsidales; Umbelopsidaceae
Exons: 7
Coding region: 239-1849 (536 amino acids)
Biological process (GO): regulation of transcription by RNA polymerase II
Cellular component (GO): nucleus
Molecular function (GO): transcription coregulator activity; double-stranded DNA binding
Source: RefSeq, a predicted model, not a curated record
UGUAGACAGACAUUCUGCAAUGGGCCACUGGGGUAAUAAGAGCAAAAUCACGUGAUACUUGAUCAAUUUUUAGACAUGGCAUUGGUGGCCCAAGCCUGCAUUUUCACGCGUACGAGGGAGCACCUACUUCCCACCUGUUGUUUCGACAUUAUCAACACGCUUUCCCUUCACAUCACGCGAUAACCCAAGCCCGCCUACAUCAAAAUUUGAACCAUCUUUUCUUUCUGGAUAAACCUCAAUGCCUCCUAAACCUAUCCCAGAAUAUCCUCCCGGAUCGAUUGUGUUUGCUAAAUUACGAGGUUACCCAUGGUGGCCCGCUCGGGUUGAAGACGAAUCAAAACUUCCCUCCAAAGUGUUGCAGUCAAAGGGGAAGAAUAAGACCCCAACGUGGACGGUGUUUUUCUUUGGCUCAAAGGACUAUGGAUUUUUUGGAUCGGAUAGCAUUCGACCCUUUGAUCGUGACACCGUCGAGCGAGAUCUCAAGGCGAAUAAGUUCAAAACAAAGGAUCUAACCACUGCGAUCCAACAGGCGUUAGAUCCGACUGAAUUUGACAAGGAAGUGAAACAAUUGAGAGAUGCGCAGCGAAAGGAAGAGGGACAAGAACGAAAGGAAGCAGCAAAAUCAAAGAAAAAGCAGCCAGCAGCCAAGAAGGAACCAUCUCCUGCCAAGAAAGCAACACCUGUCAAACCGACUGCGGAGAACAAGACAAGGGCUGCUGCAGCUCCCAAAGCUACUAAAGUGCAGGACAAACCACAAGAGAAACCACAGGAUAUAAUACCGGCAGCCUCUUCUUCAAGAAAGCGUAGAGGUACCCAAGCACGAGAAGUGUCGGAUGCUACAGAUAAUGCAAGGGACAAUAAGCGAAGUCGUAUUGCACAAGUCAAAGAUGAACCUAAGCCUGCCCCACCGGCUACGAACGGAGACAAAAAACCUGCUGCAGCUGUCACCAAGGCAGUUGAGGUCGAGUCGAGCAAAGCUUCCAAGAGCCCAGAGCUCGGAGGUGGAAAGGAAAUUCAUGAUGGCAAAAAGUCACAGAAGAAACUAUAUCAUCUUAGACAUAAGCUGCAAAAAUUGGUCUAUGAGAGGAAAGAGGAGGAGAUCACGUUGGACGAUUAUACCAAAAUUGAUGGUGUCCUGACUGAAAUUGAAGCUUUACAAGGCGAGGUGACUUACGAAAUACUCAAGGAAACUAAAAUUGGCAAGGUGAUGAAGAACGCUUGUGCACAUAGCUUUGCGAGUGAUAGCAAGUACAAGCUUAGAGACAGAUGUGUUCAGCUUAUGAAGAAAUGGAAAGUAGUCUUACUGGCUGGAGCGGCGGAGGAGAAGGCCUCGGACGAAAAAAAGACGGCCGAAAAGGGACUUCAUGUCAAGUCUACAGAGCAAGCUGGUGGAUCACCAAAGCUCACCAGUGCAGAAAAGCAAAAGGAUGAAAUAGCAAAACAGUUGGCUGUAGAACAAGCAGUAGUGCCUUCGGUGCCAACUACUGAGCCUCCACAACCACUUGUGUCAGAUCCAGCAAUACAUCCACCACAGAAGAACAAUACAGAAAUAAAAGUGGCCUCCAUAACAAAAGAGGUUGACAUGCAAGAAGUCUCAAAAGAAGGGCUAUUACAGGAAAAUACCUUGAUGAUGGGUCAAGCCACCACCACCGUCACAGAUAUUCAUGGCAAGGACACCUCAAGUCAACAACACGGAAUAGAGUAUGCUGACACGAACCAGUCAGUCGACACAAUUAUGGAUGAGGCUUCACAUGGAACUCUGCCCUCGGCAAUGGUAGCUGAUGCACCCUCUUCUGUAAACCUAGCAGCUGACCCUACGCUCGAGCUGCUUGGAUCAUCAACAACAUGAAGACAGAAAAAGAGAGUCGUAAAUGUUCCACUAUUCCCUACCGAUACUUCUCCUUUUCCCAUCUCUUUUUCCAUUUUCUGUCACAACCCUGGUAUUUUUUCUUUUCUUUUUUUUUUCUUCCUGAAUUUGUUGGCUGGAUUGAGACGAUGAAUUUCGCGUUUCAGCGAAUGUGCCUGUGAUCAACUUCUGGGGAUGUAACAUUUGUGAAUAUUGCUUUGGAUUUUUGAUCACCCUGCCGACAUCCCCCACGUCUUAUUUCCUUCUUCUUCAUUAUAUCUUUUACAACCCAACUUUUCUUCCAAAGAUAACUUGAGUAAAAAGAAAACAGGUAUUACAAUGGGUCUGUAUUGUUUGA